AUGUCUGAAACUGCAACAAGUUCAUUAAAAACAUUUGCUGAGAAGCACGCCGAACGAAUGGCACGAUUGAAACAGUUGCAUACACAACGCAAUGAAGCCCGCGCUUCAAACCAUCAAGAGGUCAUCGCGGAGCAUGAGCGCAAGAAGCUGCCUGCAAAUUGGGAGGCUAGAAAACGACAAGCUGAAUGGUUGAUCGGGGAUUUGAAGGCACGAACGGAAGCGAAAGAACAUGGGCUGGAUUAUAAUCGAGUGAAAAUGCUUAACGUAUCCGCCGCCGAAGCAGACCGCAUCGAUAAGCUAAAAGCGAAGAAGAGGAACGCAGAUCCGGGCUUUUCGGACUAUGAAGCACAAACAGCACGACAGUACAAUCGGUUGGUUAAAGCGAUGCCUGCCAGAGAUUUGGAAAAGUAUGACGAGCAAAAGGAAAGGUACGGAGAUGCUUUCUACGGCGGUCCGAACGUUAUACUGCAAGGUUUGCACAAGGACACUCCAGCUGCGAUCGAUAACAUGGUGAAGGACUUGGAAGGGCAGAUAGCCAAGCGUAAAAAGUUCUCUAGAAGACGUACACACAAUGAUGAUGCCGAUAUAGAUUACAUUAACGAAAAGAAUGCCCGAUUCAACAAGAAAUUGGAACGAUUCUAUGGGGAGCAUACGGCAGAGAUCAAACAGAACUUGGAACGCGGUACAGCUAUCUAA
Molecule: messenger RNA, 696 nt
Organism: Anopheles marshallii
Lineage: Eukaryota; Metazoa; Arthropoda; Insecta; Diptera; Culicidae
Product: pre-mRNA-splicing factor Syf2
Exons: 1
Coding region: 1-696 (231 amino acids)
Cellular component (GO): catalytic step 2 spliceosome; post-mRNA release spliceosomal complex; Prp19 complex
Source: RefSeq, a predicted model, not a curated record